Camelus dromedarius (Arabian camel) is the source of this 1304-nucleotide messenger RNA. RefSeq names its product germinal center associated signaling and motility (gene GCSAM). NCBI's taxonomy places the organism in Eukaryota, Metazoa, Chordata, Mammalia, Artiodactyla, Camelidae. The coding region runs from base 628 to 1251 and encodes 207 amino acids. The record is from RefSeq and is a predicted model, not a curated record. Gene Ontology annotation, biological process: negative regulation of lymphocyte migration; regulation of B cell receptor signaling pathway. The transcript has 6 exons.
AUAGAUUUAUUCUGGGAUUAAAUGAAAUAUAGCAUAGAAACUGUACGUUAUUUACUUCUAGUAAGUAAUAUGUAUAGUAAGCAGUAUUGAUGUAUAAUAGUGAGUAUUUAUAGUGUGUGUGCAUAUAUACUUAGUAAGUACAUGGUAAGUUGUGUGUCAUUUUUAGUUUCUUUUUGUCUAUACCCUAGACUCCCCACAAAUAAAAAGAUAGUUAUACAAAAAUCCAACUCAAACAAUGAACCAAUUCGUUUUCUUUAUUUAAUUCUUCCCCUUUUGUCCCAUGUUCUCUGCUUUGGUGCUUUUGUGAAAAUAGCAAUUCACAUGAGACAAGGCCAGUACCCUUCCCCAUUCCUGUGCACAGUCCCUGAAACUGCGCCAGGCAGAUGGCCUUUUCUAGGCAUUAAUGUUCUCAGGGUCAUCAGCGAGGAUUCCUGGACGUUUGGGAACAAAUGGUUUACAACUGAUUGUAGAUGGCGGUUGCUGGAGAACGUUGAGGGGCUGUUGCUAUGGAAAUGAAGAAAAGGUCAAAUCAAGGACAGACUGAGGAUAGAUCGAGGGCACGUUAAGAGGUGGGAGAGCAAGAAGGAGAAGCCGAGGCAGUUUGGGGGUUCCGCAUGAGCAGCAGAAAUGAGGGCAGUUGGAAAACUUACAACGAGAGGUGGAAAAGGAAAGACUUGGCUGGUUCCCUGUGUGUGGAGUUCUAGGUGGCACCAGAACACUCAAGAGCUACCCUGGAAUCUGAGGAAUCAAAGCCACCAGCAGAGAACAUCCAGACGCUGGGACUGCCACUUCGCUGAAGGGUGUUUCUGCCUUCCGUGGAAAAAAAUGCACAUUUUUAAAGCAAGACAAGAUUCCCCAAAGCAAAGCAAAACAGCUACCUCUCUCGGUCUGGAAGUCAUGGCCUUAUAUGAAGAGACAUCAUCUGCUCCCACUCAGGAGAAUGCUUACCGGAGCUCCUCGGAGGACUUGUGCUAUGCCUCCAUCAACCACAGUGUCGCUGGGAGAAGGCCAACAGGGAACUUGGCUGAGGAGUGCUAUGAGAACGUUUCCCUCACGGCUGAGAGGCCGAGAGAGUCGCUGGGAGGAACUGAGACCGAGUACUCGCUUCUUUGUGUGCCUGCCACCCCCAGGCACCCAUCCUCCCCAGAAGAUCAGUAUGAACUUCUUAUGCCCAGUAGAAUCUUCCCUCACUCUGUGCGACAGCCGCACUCACUUACGUCCCCUUCUCAGGCUCCAUUUUCCCAUUUAUAAUGAAGUGGUUGGACCAACUUUUAACACCAGCAAAUAAAAGCCAGUGGUAGGGA